Cyprinus carpio (common carp) is the source of this 2200-nucleotide messenger RNA. Its product is annotated as intercellular adhesion molecule 1. Gene Ontology annotation, molecular function: integrin binding. Gene Ontology annotation, cellular component: membrane. Gene Ontology annotation, biological process: cell-cell adhesion. NCBI's taxonomy places the organism in Eukaryota, Metazoa, Chordata, Actinopteri, Cypriniformes, Cyprinidae. The record is from RefSeq and is a predicted model, not a curated record.
GCUGGCCCCUCCCUGGCCACCCCUAUAAAAACAUCCUGGCUCCGCCACUGCGUUUGUUAUCUGGUCGAUGGGACACUCGAACACUUACAACAUGCUGCAACGUUUUUACGGACUUGUUUAUUUUUCAGCAGUUUUACUGUUUGUGACCCUCACAGGUACACAAGCUGAAUGUCCUGUUCAGCUCAACCCACAGAGAGCUGUUGUGAGAUACGAAGGUUCUGUAGAAGUUAAUUGUAGCACUUCAGUUCCACAUAAAGGGUUGGGAUGGGAAGCCAGUGAGGGAGCAGUGCCCAUGGCCAGAGACAAAAUGAUGAUCGCAUGGAGAGUGUCACACCUGACAGAAUGGGACAUACAGCCAUUCUGCUACAUAAACUAUGAGAGACAGUGUCAAGUAGAGCUCCCAGUCAUUAUUUACAAGACUCCAGACAGUGUGUCCAUCAGCAUUGUGGAUCACAGCGGACCAAUGAUAGAGGGACAGCAGUAUGAGCUCCAGUGUGAUGUUCACGAUGUGGCUCCUGUUCAGUAUCUCACUGUCAAAUGGUACAAAGGACAGACUCUGCUGGAUAAAACCACCUUCACUGAGUAUAUCAAGACUCCAGUGAAUGAAAACGCCACACUCCUGAUCCGUCCAGACAGAGCUGAUGGUGGAGCUCAAUACAGGUGUGAAGCAGAGCUGGAACUGGGAGCAGAAGGACCUCAACCUCCUCCAAAAAAAACAUCAGAACCUCUUAACAUUAAUGUAUAUUUCUUUCUAGUAAACAAUUUCUAUGCAUUUAUUCUGUGUUCUUCAAUGUGUUUAACAGGUACACAAGCUGAAUGUCCUGUUCAGCUCAACCCACAGAGAGCUGUUGUGAGAUACGGAGGUUCUGUAGCAGUUAACUGUAGAGCUUCAGUCCCACAUAAAGGGUUGGGAUGGGAAGCCAGUGAGGGAGCAGUGCCCAUGACAAGAGACAAAAUGAUGAUCACAUGGAGAGUGUCACACCUGACAGAAUGGGACAUACAGCCAUUCUGCUACAUAAACCAUGAGGAACAGUGUCAAGUAGAGCUCCCAGUCACUAUUUACAAGUAUCCAGACAGUGUGUCCAUCAGCAUUGUGGAUCACAGCGGACCAAUGAUAGAGGGACGGCAGUAUGAGCUCCAGUGUGAUGUUCAUGAUGUGGCUCCUGUUCAGUAUCUCACUGUCAAAUGGUACAAAGGACAGACUCUGCUGGAUAAAACCACCUUCACUGAGGAUAGCAAGACUCCAGUGAAUGAAACCGCCACACUCCUGAUCCGUCCAGACAGAGCUGAUGGUGGAGCUCAAUACAGGUGUGAAGCAGAGCUGGAACUGGGAGCAGAAGGACCUCAACCUCCUCCAAAAAAAACAUCAGAACCUCUUAACAUUAAUGUAUAUUUUAAACUGAUCAUCAAUGAGAACAAACUGCCCUCCAUAGUGCCUGUGUUUCGAGGCUAUCCAGAGGUGCUUGUUUGUGAAGCCGAGGGAAACCCAAAACCAACAAUCAGCUGGAUCCUCGGCACAAAUGUUAUAGUAUAUAAUGAAACUCUUACUAUAUCAGAGUCAACACCUGAGCAUGUGUACUGCACUUCAGACAAUUCUGUUGGCAGGGCCACCAGACAAGUAAAUGUGUCCAUACAAGGUAACUAUGCAUUUGUGUCAUUUUUUUAUAUACCCAUAAUAUUAGGCAUUUUUGUUGCUGUAGUGGUGGCCAUUUCAGUCAUCUUCAUCUUCAUCUACAUCUACCUGACCAACUACAAAAAAACCAAGACGGGCCAUUAUGAUGUGAAGGAGGCCAAUGCACAUAAAGAACUCUUAGCGCAGCCAGUCCCCCCAUGAAGGAACUCUGUCAGAGCAAUAUGUCUGCUUUGGUUAUGACUCCCUAAGCUGGAUCCAUCUUCUGAGCUUCACUGUCUGCAGUCAGAUCAGUCGGAUCAUAUUUUUGAUAAGAAAUCAUACGGAUCAGUGUUAUUUCACUUCACUCUCGGAAUCCAGCUGACAAUCACAGUAUCACACCUUAACACUGGUGUCUGAGGAUGUUGAUCAACUAAAAAUGACUGAAGGGCAUUUUUGUCUCAGGCAUUUUAUGUCUCAGGCACUCUGAUCAUUUUGAAUAUAUAUACAGGUAUAUAUAUUGUAUUACAACUAUGUUAUCAUACAACACUGAUAAAAGCACAUAUGUAUACCCCAUCUUUAUUAGUAUUU